Syngnathoides biaculeatus (alligator pipefish) is the source of this 2874-nucleotide messenger RNA. It is a transcript of the gene cdcp2, whose product is annotated as CUB domain containing protein 2. The record is from RefSeq and is a predicted model, not a curated record. The transcript has 8 exons. Lineage: Eukaryota; Metazoa; Chordata; Actinopteri; Syngnathiformes; Syngnathidae. Bases 751 to 2352 code for a protein of 533 amino acids.
AUUUGAAAUAUCAUCCGCAUGGCAUUUUUAAGACCUUUGAACAGCAGAAUAAAGCGCAAAGUGAAUUUUUUUUUUUUUUUGAAAGGGCGAUCACGGCCGUGUUUUCGAAAAUCCUGACUUUUUAAGACUUGUAUUAUUAAAGAGGCAAAUGGGAUUUGACUGCUUGUUGUCAUGCACACGGACGUCCGUGUGCGCGCCGCGGUCGUGUGAGCUCUGGCAUUUGCCGUCCUUUUGAUUAGCGUAACAAGAGAGCUGAUAAAUAGCUUCUGUUAGCAGAUGACAUUUGACUAAAUACUUCCCAAAUGCGUGCAAUGUGUGCUCAUGAAUGCUGAUGGCUGCCAGAUGCCUCCGAUGACUUCUCACCGCAGCUAGUUCAGGGUGUACCCCGUCACCUGCCUGAAGAUAGCUGGGACAAGGUCCAGCACUCCCGCGACCCUUGUAAGGAUAAGCAAUUCAGAUAAUGGAUGGAUGGAUGACAAGAAACAGAUUGAGCUUAGAGCUUGGCAUGACUUGUAAGGAGCUGGAGCUGCAUGGACGAGUUUAUAAAGAAAAGGAAAGGGAAAAAAAAAAAACCCUUUGCCUUCUUGUCAUGCUGAUGCAACAGCGCCAUCUACCAUGGAGCUACACAAGGCAUCAACAGCUCGGGCCUGCGGAGGGCCCGGCAUCAUCAUGCUCCUGCUGCUUCUGCCGCCACCUUUGUUAUACUAACGCUGACUUUAUGUGUGGCAAAAAGCCAGCGUCAGCCAUAAGAUGAUGCUCAGGUUGGCCUCUUUUGUUUGUUUCUUGCUGCUUGUCAACACGACGGCGGAUCAAAAAGGUGUAAAAUGUGGCGGCAUCCUCUCUGCGCCAUCCGGCAACCUGUCCAGUCCAAAUUUCCCGGGCCUCUACCCAUACAACAUCCACUGCUCCUGGCUCAUUGUGGUGCCGGAAGGUUCCUCGGUGCUGCUUACCUUUCAUCACUUCGAGCUGGAGUACCACAGCAGCUGCGCUUACGACCAUGUGAAGAUCUACAACGGGGUGUCUGGUGACGAGGGCAACCUGCUGGGCACCUUCUGCGGCAACGCCCCCCCGCCGGCCUUCUCCUCGUCCUGGAACGUUAUGUCGGUCAUCUUCCGCUCAGACCGUCACGUGGCGCACAGGGGCUUCAGUUUGGGCUACAGGAAAGACAUGUGCGGCGGGGUGCUGACAGGCCUUUCGGGCGUCAUCUCCAGUCCGGGUUACCCGGGGGAGUACAGCAACGACGCUGACUGCACGUGGCUCAUCCACGUGUCCAACAGCAGCGCAGUCACUCUUCUCUUCUUAGACUUCCAGAUGGAAAACAAUGAGGGGUGCCAUUUUGACUACGUGGCCCUGUUCGACGGGUCCACUGUGUCACACCGGCACCUCGGUACGUACUGCGGGGCUGACAUGCCGCCCACCGUCGUCACCGCAACCAGCCAGCUGCUGCUUGUCUUCAAAUCUGACUUCAACAUCGGGGGACGGGGCUUCAAGGCGUACUACUACUCAGGUGAAUGCCAGCAAGUGCUGUCAGACAUUGGUGGCAAUUUCAGCAGCCCCAACUUCCCGCAGAUCUACCCGAACAACAUCAACUGCCACUGGAGUAUUUCUCUGGCGCCCGGCUACCGGAUCAAGCUCUUCUUCCCCGUUAUGGACCUGGAGGGCCGCAACAGUCUGACAGACGCAUGCGACUACGACUGGGUGGCCGUGUACGACGGUGAGGAGCAGGAGGCGCACGCGUUGAUGGGACGGUGGUGCGGCGCCGAGAGGCCGCCGUCGCUUAUCUCCCGGGGCAACAAGAUGCUGGUGGUGCUCAGUACGGACAGAGAUGAGGCGCACAAAGGCUUCACCGCAUCUUAUCUCGGAGUGGUGCCAGUGAACGUGAGCUGCACCAGGUCGGAGUUCACCAUCCUGAUCCCCCAGCAGUCAUUACCGCAGCUGGACCGCGAGAGCAUCUACCUGGGAAACCCCUCGUGUACCUCUCAGCUGACGGCCACCUCUUACAAGAUCCUGGCCCAGUUCGUCAACUGCGGCACGGCCAGUCAGAAGUACCGCAACGUCACCAUGCUGGUCAACAAGCUCUACAUCGACUUCUCCGACGGAGAACGGCGUAACGUGCAAGAGUACAAGGUGCAGUGCGACGCCAUGCGCAAGGCGGCCUCGGCGUCCAUCGUCUCGGCCGAGGAACGCCGACUGGAGCAGGAGGCCGUGCGAGGCGACGCCGCGGGCGGCGGGGGCUCCGCGGGGCGCGCCGACGCCGAGCCGCGUGAUCUCAGCGAUAUCGUUUUCAUAAGCAUCUGCGUCCUGGCUGUCAUCCUCAUGGUGAUCGCCAUCAUCUGGCUUGUGUUGCUUUAGCCGCAACAUUAGGUACAGUACAUAAUUCAUACAUACAUUCCAAUGUUUUAAAAAUAAAGACUUUUGAAUUAAAAUACAUUGUUGAACACAUCUACCCACAAAACAGGCCCCAAACGUCCCCCAAAACAGAUGAAUGAAUUCUUCUUUGAUCAAAAGCAAACAAUUGUUUGUCAUCAUUGACCCCUCCGUACAGAGCACUUAACUACGCCUACUGAAGUGACGUCACGCCACGUGCGCUCACGUAAGACAAACAGUAAAAAUGGCAAAUACAAUACAAUACAUUCUGAACUGAGACAGACUCUAUGCUUCUGAUUUAAUUCAAAUUAACGAUAUAGAUUCUAAAUACAAUACAUUCUUAACUGAGAGAGACGCCAUGCUUCUGAUUUCAUUCAAUCAUUCACACGUAGCAAUGUUAUGCUAGCGCAGAACGUCUCAUUCAUUUAUACGAGACGUGUAUUAAAAAUCAAAUUUAGGGCAUAUCUUCGUGCAAACACAGUCUGGUUAAGCUUCGGCCGCGAGCCA